Cyprinodon variegatus (sheepshead minnow) is the source of this 701-nucleotide messenger RNA. RefSeq names its product zinc finger, RAN-binding domain containing 2 (gene zranb2). Lineage: Eukaryota; Metazoa; Chordata; Actinopteri; Cyprinodontiformes; Cyprinodontidae. Gene Ontology annotation, molecular function: lipopolysaccharide binding; RNA binding. Bases 103 to 612 code for a protein of 169 amino acids. The record is from RefSeq and is a predicted model, not a curated record. The transcript is spliced from 4 exons.
AGCAGUGGAGGGAGGCGUUGACUCGACUAGCCGCUGUGCAGCUCUUACUGCGCCGCGUGAACGUCAAUUCUGUUCACUGUGAUUGAGUCAAAAGGCACAAAAAUGUCAGGAAAGAGUUUUCGAGUCAGCGACGGGGACUGGAUUUGUCCCGAUAAAAAGUGUGGGAAUGUAAACUUCGCGAGAAGAACAAGCUGCAACAGAUGUGGAAGAGAAAAAACCACAGAGGCCAAGAUGAUGAAANGUCUGCUGCAGGCUUUUUUGUCCAUCAUUUACUGCUAUUUGGUUGUAGAAAUAGAAUUGUGUGCUUCACUGUCUAAAUACUCUGGGUGCUUGGUGUAUUCCUCCAAAAGAUCGAGCUCCAGGUCUGGGAAGGGCUCCUCUCCCCACAAGAGGUCCCGCACGCCAUCCUCCUCACCCGAGAGGACACGGAAGCGCAGUCGCUCCAGGUCUUCAUCUGGAGGAAGAAAACGAAGACGCUCUAGAUCACAUUCGUCCGAAAGGUUUGGGUUUCUGUGGAAUACCACAGUGGCACUAAUUAUAAUUAGACCUCUAAAGGAUCGCUUAUCGGAGAUCAGAUUUACAAAUUUCUGCCCAUUUUUUGCCAUUGUGUGAUUUUUUUUUUUUUUUUUAUUUGUUUGAAGUAUACAUAAAUUACCAAAGGCUGACUCUGCUGACCUUGUUGUUCUUCCCAUGAUUGUGUG